AUGAGACAGAAGAUGGCCAUCAACCAGCUCCUAGAGACUGCCUUCCCCGGAGCAAAUGCGGAAAAUGGAUCCAGUAAUCCGGUUGGCAUCUCUCCUACCACGCUCCUAGAGACUUUCGUCCCAGGCUAUGGUCCCAUUCACAAGUUUCUGCUCUUCACUUUCGGCUUCGAUGUUACUGUGCUGGUUACAUUCGGUGUUGUCUGCUGGUUGAGUGCCAGGAUCUUUCGCUCGGCUUGGGGGGUUCUUUAUGCCCUGGUGAGCAGCAAUUACAUGGCAGAGAUCACUGUGAGCAGCACGGACGAGAUCCAUGGCCAUCUGAUUGCAUUUCUGGCCCAUCAGUACAAGAUCAACUCCAGUCGACGUCUGAUGGCUGAGACUCCCUCCAAAUCCGCAUGGGAACUUGACAGUGAAGAUACAGAAACGCCAGAGACUACCGUGGACGCAGAAGGCAACAUCAAAUGGCUGAACUUCUCCAACCAGGAAGCCAAGUCCCAGCCUCGCUUUACUCCUGCCAUCGGCUCCCACAACUUCUGGCAUAAAGGAACAUAUUUCCAACUCCGAAGAAAAGAGGUUGCCAUGUUCGAUGAACUUGGCGGUGGAGCUGCAGCCUUCAAAGAUAAGGAACUGCUGACCCUUUCUUGUUUUGGAAGGUCCACAGAACCUAUCAAGAAAUUAAUUCAGCAUGCUAAAGCACACUAUCACCUGGGUCACAACGCCAAAACGGUAAUUAAGCGUCCUGCGCCAAAAGAUAUGCGGAGGUUUGGUGGACGGGGUAGCUGGGUGAAGAUCGCGGAACGCCCGUGCCGACCCAUGAAAACGGUUGUAUUGGAUGAGGAGAGGAAGCUGGAUGUUUUGUCCGAUAUCAACGAAUACCUCAACCCAGCAACUGCGAGAUGGUAUGCGAAUCGUGGUAUCCCAUAUCGCAGAGGUUACCUGUUUUAUGGUCCGCCUGGUACUGGAAAGACAAGUUUGACCUUCGCAUUGGCUGGAGUUUUCGGUCUGGAUAUCCACGUCGUCAGCUUAUUGGAGCCUACUUUGACAGAAGAAGAGCUGGGAAUGCUGUUUACGAAUCUUCCGGCCAGAUGCAUUGUGCUGUUGGAAGAUAUCGAUACAGCUGGUUUGAUUCGAGAACCCAGUGAUUCGGAUGAGAAGAGCGGUCAACCAAACGAGGGGGAGCAAGGAAGCACCGAUUUCAAUGUUGCAAACCUCACCAAGGCUCUGAAGAAGGCGAAUCAGUUGUCGGAGGAAGAGAAGAAGAAGGGGAUUUCUUUGUCUGGUCUGCUCAAUAUCAUUGAUGGGGUCGCAUCCCACGAAGGCCGAGUCCUAGUAAUGACAACUAAUCACCCUGAAAAGCUUGACGAUGCACUCAUCCGCCCUGGACGAGUUGAUCACCAAGUCGCCUUCUCAAAUGCAACCCAAACCCAAAUCAGAGAACUCUUCGAAAGAAUGUACAGCAACGAUCUUCCCCGCACUACGAAACUCAUCACGUCCUCCGGAUCUAAAGAAAAGCUUGUCGACGAAAAGAAAGUCCAAGCCAAUGGUGCCGCUAUCGUCAAUGGAACCGGACACACUCUCACUCCUCCUGCUACCCCUGUAACUGCAACCUCAGACGCCAACGGAGAGGCGAAAUCAACGGUGACCUUCAAUCACUAUGCGAAGAUUGUCGAGAAGGCGCCAAGUGGCACUCAGGAUAUCUCGGAAUCUGAACUCCAUCGUAUCGCACAAUUAUUCGCGGAUCAGAUUCCCAGUGAUAUGUUCUCACCAGCAGAGAUCCAAGGCUUCUUACUUAAGAGGAAGAAGGAUCCUAGACGUGCCCUCGAGGAAGUUAGCGUCUGGGUCGAGGGAAUGGUUGAAGUGAAGAGGAAAGGAGGGAAAUUGGUUAAUGUGCAAUGA
Mollisia scopiformis is the source of this 1893-nucleotide messenger RNA. RefSeq lists its product as uncharacterized. Gene Ontology annotation, molecular function: ATP binding; ATP hydrolysis activity. The record is from RefSeq and is a predicted model, not a curated record. Gene Ontology annotation, biological process: protein insertion into mitochondrial inner membrane from matrix; mitochondrial respiratory chain complex III assembly. Lineage: Eukaryota; Fungi; Ascomycota; Leotiomycetes; Helotiales; Mollisiaceae. Gene Ontology annotation, cellular component: mitochondrial inner membrane. The transcript is spliced from 2 exons. Bases 1 to 1893 code for a protein of 630 amino acids.